Messenger RNA from Caenorhabditis briggsae, 1305 nucleotides. It is a transcript of the gene Cbr-nhr-209, whose product is annotated as Protein CBR-NHR-209. Lineage: Eukaryota; Metazoa; Nematoda; Chromadorea; Rhabditida; Rhabditidae. Bases 1 to 1305 code for a protein of 434 amino acids. The transcript is spliced from 7 exons. Gene Ontology annotation, biological process: regulation of transcription by RNA polymerase II; cell differentiation; anatomical structure development. Gene Ontology annotation, molecular function: nuclear receptor activity; RNA polymerase II cis-regulatory region sequence-specific DNA binding; zinc ion binding. The record is from RefSeq and is a predicted model, not a curated record.
AUGAGUUUUCUUAUGCUACCUUUGUACCAUAUAAUUGAAAAUUCGGAACAGGGCUCUAGUUCGGUUUCGGAAUCUAGUAUCAAUUCUGAUAAUUUGAAAAAGCCGUACCAACUUCUAGCCAAAAAUCAAUUUCCGAAAAAAUGUGCAGUUUGCAGAGGAUCUGCCAUUGGUUAUCAUUAUAGCGUAAGUAGGCUUAUUCAGGUUAAAUCAAAGAAUACUGUAUUCCAGGUUCCUUCCUGCAAUGGUUGCAAAACUUUCUUCCGAAGAACAAUUGUGAAUGGGAAGCGAUUUAUCUGCAUGAACUCGAAAAAUUGUUUGGAAAGCGCUGAAACUGAAGAAGACACAAAACAAAUGUGCAAGGCAUGCAGAUUUAAAAGAUGCAUUGAAGUUGGAAUGGAUCCAACAGCAAUCAGAGCAGCGGUGAAAACAGAAGAAGGAAGAUAUUUACUGGAUGAAAUAUCUAGACGACAGAGGAGUCGUAGUUCUGUGGUGAAGUCAAACGAAGACUUUCUAUCAAAAAUCAUAAAGCAGUUAACUUAUUUGGAAAAGAAGUCUGACGAACUGCACUUCACUGCUAUUCCGUUGGGAUAUGAAGAUUUACGAACGCUCUCCGAAAUUCUUCAAUUUGGACCAGAAUUUGACUCGUACAAAAUUCAAAAUCUCACACCUAUUAUAGACAAAAAGCCGCAAGUUAUAUGUAUGACAUACAUGCACAGUGCGCUUCUAGCAGCAGUGGAAUCUUCCAAAACUUUUGGAUUAUACUCCAAAGUCAGCCAUGAGACGAAAAUGAUUUUUGUGAAGCACGUGGCUUUAAUUGGCUCAAUUAUGAUGAGUGCCUCCUUCUCGAUGCAUCAAAAGAAGUCAGAUGAAUUGCUGUAUCCUGAUGGAAGUGUCUAUGGAAAAACUGUUGGAUGCAUGCCAUCAGAUUGGGUUGCAGAGUAUAAAAGACAAUUACAAAAAACGCUGAGAGCAUUUCUAAGAAAUAAUGUGGACCGUGUGGAAUAUAUGCUUUUGAAAGCUAUUCUGAUGAGAAACGCAGCUGUGGCAGGUCUUUCAUCCAAGGAUCGUGAAAUAAUUGAGGAAGAGAGGAAUGUUUAUGGUAAAGCACUUCUGGAAUAUAACAUUCUUCAAUAUGGGAUUCUCAAUGGUCCAGCUCGUUUUGGUGCAUUGAUUGCUAUCAAUCCAAUCAUCGAAGCGCAAUCGAAGAUACAAAAAGAUGUGUAUGUAAUGAUAAAAGCUUCAAGUGACAAGAGAAAUUGCUCUCAUCCACCCCAAUAUCUGUUCGAUGAAGUUAUGGAUUCUUAA